Polychytrium aggregatum is the source of this 1773-nucleotide messenger RNA. RefSeq lists its product as uncharacterized. Lineage: Eukaryota; Fungi; Chytridiomycota; Chytridiomycetes; Polychytriales. Gene Ontology annotation, molecular function: protein binding. The coding region runs from base 216 to 1700 and encodes 494 amino acids. The transcript is spliced from 4 exons. The record is from RefSeq and is a predicted model, not a curated record.
CGCUUUUCUCGAAUCGAUCUUGCCAUCCUGGCCGUCCGGCUCGUCUCUGAAGUCGCCGUUCAGCCCGCAAGCGACUGUCGUCUCCAGGAACAACCCGUCGACUUGGAUCCAUCCAUCAGCCCGUUUGUCGAUCUGUCCAUCUCGUUCAUCCUCCCAGUUGCGCCAAGGCACCUCCAGCCCGGCAUUCCCCCCUGCCCCAGCGUCCGCCUCUGAUCAUGUCGCAUCUCCAGCCUGAUUAUGGCUCGGCAUCGGCCGGGCAGGAUGCGACGUCGCUGCUGGAUUCAUCCCUGUCGUCACCCGCUCCCAGCCUGCAGCCCGGUUUGGGCCCACCAGUCUAUUCCAUUCCCCGGCCCUGCCAUCACUGCCCCGACACCCCUGCCAACUCACCCAACAACCAACCGACGCCAACCUUUCUACUCGUCCGACACACAGGAAGCAGAGUGGAAAAGAAGCGAAUCCACCGGUCGGGGGUCGCUUCCUCGGCUUCAUCACGGACCUCGGCCUCGUCCAAUCCCUCGCUUGACAUCGACCAGCAGCUACGAAAUGCAGUGGUGCAAAUGAUUCGAACAGGACAGUCUGGCGGCUCGCUCCACUCGUCCGAUGGCGCUCAUCAUCCUCCGGGCCAAUCUUCCUCGAGCUCGCUGAACCGGCUACCCGGGUUUGCAGCCGUCGCCGACAGCUCCCACCCCGACUCGGGCGCUGAUGUUGGUGCCGUGCUGCAGCGAUUCCAUGAAAUUGUCCGCAGCGGCCGGAUCGCCGACGUCCGAGCAUUUCUUGAGCACCAGCGCGGGCAGGUGUUCAUCCCUCCAAUGUCUUCGCCGUCGGAUUCCGAGCUGCUGCAGCCAGUCGGUGUCGAUGGCCCCGAGCAAGCCUGGCUACCAAUCAUCUCAGGAUCACCCAUCCACCCGUCUGACGAAAUGUCCUUCCCCUCCCGGACAAGUGCAAGCGAGGCCGGGAGCGAUGGCAAUGGCAACGAUGACGGUGACGGCGAUGGACCGCCGUUCUUACUCGAAGAGCAGAGCGGACGAUCGGCCCAAGCAAUCGACUUUGCCGACGGCAUGAUCUGGGAGAGCGAUGACAUUCCGGCGGGACGCGGGCUGCACGGAGUCAACUCGGUUGUAGACGAAUGCUUUGGCAGCUUCGAUGUCAAUGGCUGCGAUGACCGUGGGAGAGCUGCUGUUCACUAUGCUAGUGUUGGAGGGCACGCCCCCAUUCUCCAGCUGCUGGUCGACUGGGGAGCAAAUGUGCAUGCCCAGGAUAUGAACGGAAACACACCCCUCCAUCUGGCUGUCCUCUCGAGCCACCUUGACUGUGUCAUUGUGCUGCUUCGUGCUGGUGGGAAUGUCAAUAUCCUCGACAAGUUUGACCGGACACCUCUCAAGCUGAUCGACGCUCGCCUGCAGAUUGUCAAAGCCAGAUUGGCGGAUGCCAACCGCUCAGACAUGGUCCAGAGCAACUCGAGGCUCUUUGAUGAACUCAGACAGAUUGCCGAGGUUCUCGGUUUCUACUCCGAUCAAGCCAGAACUGCCAGUCGAGUCAAUGUCCAGCAUGGAUUGAGCCGCCCCACUACCUCGUCAUCGGGAUUGGAUUCGCAGGCCCUCUAUGCCAAACUUUCUCAUAUCCAGACGACUCAGGAAGCCGUCGAUGUCGUUGAGGAGCUCGAGGGACUUCUCGAUACGCUGGCAAUUCAUGGCCGUUAAGUUCUCUAUCCACUCCUCCCUCAUCGUCGACUCAUCUCCGCAAGGCAUCAUACUCUCGUGCCAUAAUCUAUCG